Messenger RNA from Olea europaea var. sylvestris, 2746 nucleotides. RefSeq names its product origin of replication complex subunit 1B-like. Lineage: Eukaryota; Viridiplantae; Streptophyta; Magnoliopsida; Lamiales; Oleaceae. The coding region runs from base 117 to 2579 and encodes 820 amino acids. Gene Ontology annotation, biological process: DNA replication initiation; mitotic DNA replication checkpoint signaling. The transcript has 16 exons. Gene Ontology annotation, cellular component: nuclear origin of replication recognition complex. Gene Ontology annotation, molecular function: ATP hydrolysis activity; chromatin binding; DNA replication origin binding. The record is from RefSeq and is a predicted model, not a curated record.
UCACUUCNCUUCACUCAACGCUCUUAUCGUCCCUCUUAUUUUCCCCUUUGGAUUCCGCAACCCCUAGCCGCCGUAAACACUAACCACCGCCACCCUUUCCGCCACAGUCUGUAACUAUGGCCGAUACACCGAAGACCAAGAAAUCCAAGAACCUUAACAGGACCCCUGAACAAAAGCAAAAGCAACCCACCUCCCCCCCUGACCACCUAAUCGUGCCCUCAACUCCCAACUCCUCUCUCCGCCGCUCCAUACGCCUCACAGCCACCGCCACCCCACCGCCACCAUCUUCCCUGCAAAAAUCGCCACAUUCCACUGCCAAGCCGCCAAGAAAUUACCAAAAUGCCCCCAAAUCGCCAUCCUUCACCAUUUCCAUCUCUCCAACCUCGCCAGAACCCACCGAAUCCAAAAAAAGGAGAAAAAAUACCGAAAAUCAAGACAUGGAUCUUGAGAAAAAAAGGAUCUUGAGGAGUGCUAAAGCUAAUGCUAUUAAAAGUAAGAAGAGAAUGUAUUACAAGAAAGUGGUGUUUGAUGGUGUCGAGUUUUCGGCAGGAGAUGACGUGUAUGUGAAGAGGAGGGAGGACGCGAGCUCGGAUGAGGAGGAUCCCGAGGUGGAGGAGUGUAGGGUGUGCUUUAAGCCGUCUGGGAGGAGGAUUAUGAUUGAGUGUGAUGAUUGCUUGAAUGGGUUUCAUUUGAAGUGUUUGAGGCCGCCACUAAAGGAUGUUCCAGAAGGGGAUUGGAUUUGUAAUUUUUGCACCGCAAGAAAAUCGGGGGCAAUGGUGAAAUUUCCAGAGCCUCCAAACGGGAAGAGGCUUAGGACUGCUCGGGAGAAGCUGCUUUCCAGCGAUUUGUGGGCUGCUCAUAUUGAGAGUUUAUGGAAAGAAGCGGAUGGUACUUAUUGGUUUCGCGCACGGUGGUAUAUUAUUCCAGAGGAGACAUCUUCAGGGAGACAGCCUCAUAAUUUAAGAAGGGAACUCUAUCAAACUAAUGAUUUCGCUGAUGUUGAGAUGGAAUCUAUCAUUAGGCAUUGCUAUGUAAUGAACCCCAAAGAGUUUGCCAAGGCAGGCAACGAAGGAGAUGAUGUCUUUCUAUGUGAAUAUGAGUAUGAUAUACGCUGGCGUAGUUUCAAGCGCAUCGCAGAGAUUGACAAUAACGAUGAGGAUGGUGAAGAAGCUGAUGGUGAUGAAGACUGGAAUUCAUGUGAAGGUUCGGACCCUGACACAGAAGACAACAUAGAAUAUGAAGAGGAGAACAAAAGGAGUACAUUGACUGGACCAUCUUCAGCUCAUCCAAUGGCUGCAAACUCCAGAAAGGGGCGAAUAUUUGGACUUCAAAAAAUUGGGGCAAAAAAAAUACCGGAGCAUGUUCGGUGUCACAAGCAGACUGCUCUGGAAAAGGCAAAAGCUACACUCCUACUGGCAACAUUGCCCAAGUCUCUACCUUGUAGGGAUAAGGAAAUGGAUGAGAUAACUGCCUUUAUUAAAGGGGCCAUAUGUGAUGAUCAAUGCCUGGGAAGAUGCCUAUACAUUCAUGGUGUUCCCGGUACUGGCAAGACAAUGAGCUUUCUUUCUGUGAUGAGGAACCUAAGGUCCGAGGUUGAUGCUGGAAGCAUUCAGCCUUACUGUUUUGUGGAGAUCAAUGGUCUAAAAUUGGCUUCUCCUGAAAAUAUUUACACUGUUAUUUACGAAGCAUUGAGUGGACACAGAGUUGGUUGGAAAAAAGCUCUCUAUUCCUUGAAUGAGAGAUUUUCAAAUGAAACCAAAUGUAGGAAAGAAGAGAUAAGGCCUUGUAUCCUCCUCAUAGAUGAACUUGAUCUUCUUGUGACCAGAAAUCAAUCAGUUCUAUACAACAUCCUUGAUUGGCCCAACAAGCCAAAUUCUAAAUUGAUUGUGAUAGGGAUAGCAAACACCAUGGAUCUUCCAGAGAAAUUGCUUCCGCGUAUCUCUAGUCGUAUGGGCAUACAAAGACUUUGCUUUGGUCCAUAUAACUAUCUGCAGCUUCAAGAAAUAAUUUUAAGCCGCCUAAGAGGAAUUGAUGCUUUUGAAAAACAAGCAAUUGAAUUUGCUUCAAGGAAGGUUGCAGCUGUUUCAGGGGAUGCUCGCCGUGCAUUGGAGAUAUGUAGACGAGCUGCAGAGCUUGCAGAUUAUCGUUGUAAAAGAUUACCAUCACUUUCUAAUUCUGCAGCCACAGGGAAGGUUCUUGUUGGUAUGGCAGAUGUUGAAGUGGCCAUAAAAGAGAUGUUCCAGGCUCCUCAUAUUCAAGUGAUCAGGAGUAGUUCUAAACUGAGUAAAAUCUUCUUGGCUGCUAUGGUGCAUGAACUUUAUAAGACAGGGAUGGGUGAAACCACUUUUGAAAAGUUGGCAAUGACUGUUUCGUGUUUCUGCACAAGCAAUGGGGAAACAUUUCCAGGAUACGACAUACUACUGAAAGUCGGAUGCAAGCUUGGGGAGUGCAGGAUAUUAUUGUGUGAGCCGGCUGCAAAGCACAAAUUGCAGAAAUUGCAACUCAAUUUUCCAAGUGAUGAUGUGAUUUUUGCACUCAAAGAUAGCGAGGAGCUGCCAUGGUUAGCCAAGUAUUUAUAAUUCACAUAUUUCAAGGAAACCCAGAAACAAUGUUUAAUUGAUGACUGAAAAUAUUCUUUUUCAUACCGUUACGAAAUUUUCUUAUGAGAGAACAGUUUUGUUUCGUUCUUCUUUUAGCAUAACAUUCAUUUAAAAUAAGAGUAUCUAUUUGAGACUUAUUUUCUUGA